AGUUGCAGAACUGAAGCGCCUGCAGCGGCAGCAGCUGUCAGACCUUGUCCCAGCAGUAUGGCCAGUGCCGAGCAUGUAGAAGCAAUAGGACAGGUUCUGGUGGACCCAGGACUGGACCUGACCCGGCGGUUCAGAGCCUUAUUCACCUUGAAGAACCUUGGAGGGGCUGAAGCUAUAAAAUGGAUCAGUAAGGCCUUCACUGAUGAGUCUGCCCUGCUGAAGCAUGAGCUGGCUUACUGCCUGGGACAGAUGCAGGACAGACAGGCCAUACCCACUUUGACUUCUGUACUCAAAGACACACAGCAGGAGCCAAUGGUUAGGCAUGAAGCAGGGGAGGCUCUGGGAGCAAUUGGUGAUCCUGUGGUUCUGGACUUACUGAAAGAGUACAGCAAGGAUCCUGUCAUCGAGGUCGCAGAAACGUGUCAGUUGGCUGUCCGUCGAUUGGAGUGGUUGCAGAGUGGAGGAGAGAAACUGCUGGAGGAUGGAAAUACAGAAAAGAGCCCCUACAGCUCUGUAGACCCGGCCCCUCCAGCAGUGAGCAAGAGUGUGUCAGAGCUGCGCCACACCCUGCUGGAUGAGAGUCUGCCACUCUUUGAACGCUACCGCGCUAUGUUUGCCCUGCGUAACCUGGGCAACGAGGAUGCUGUCCUGGCACUGGGAGAUGGCCUGCAGUGCUCUAGUGCUCUGUUCCGUCAUGAGAUCGGGUAUGUCCUGGGCCAGAUGCAGCACCCAGCAGCGAUCCCAGCCCUGAGCGCAGCUCUGGAGCGUUUCGGUGAGAACCCCAUGGUCCGGCACGAGGCGGCAGAGGCGCUUGGCUCCAUCGGCAAAGAGGACUGUCUGGCUGUGCUUCAGCGUUAUCGUGAAGACAGAGAGCGCGUCGUCAAGGAGAGUUGUGAGGUUGCUUUGGAUAUGCUGGAGUACGAAAACAGUGACCAGUUCCAGUAUGCAGAUGAACUCAUCAGAUUACAGGGUUAAAGGUCACUGUCACAACUGAGGGAGCCUUCAUUCAAAUCUUUCUUCUUUUUUUUUUUUUUAACAGUUUUACUCUGUACUAUGUUAUUACCUUAUACAGCAGAGACACCUGGACUAUUCAGUCAUAUGUCUUCAAAACCACUGGACUCAGCAAACAGCAAACUUGCUUCAACUGUUUUUUUGUUUUUGCAAUACAUUUUAUCUAAAGGCCUGACAAACUGAUGUGAUGGUUUCAACUAAAGGGCUUUUCUUCUCAAGUGCUCCUUUGUUCUCUCUUAAUCCUUAUUAUUUUUUGUUUGUGAACUGUAUGCAAUCAUACAGUUAUAAUAGAUCAUAGAUGGAGAUGAGACUGUGCCCUAUGGACUGGUUCUAAAUUUAAGCAUUGGUUCUGAUCCAGGCUGCACAAUAGUGUGAUCAGACCUGAUGUCAGUUCAUUCUGCUGUAACUAACCAAGACAAGCCAAAGACAGAUCUACUUCUUAUCUACUUCUCUGUUGUGGAUAUACAGUAUGUUGGGAAGCACACAGUUGUCUUUGAAGGAAGAGUUCAUUCCAAACUGUGCUCUGCUGCAGAGAUUAGCGUUGUAAAAUUGUAGUUGGACCUCACCAUAUUAAUUUGGAUCUACUGUCAUUUACAGCCAGGUGUGUACUGUAUGUAAAUUAAAAUAAUACUGUAAAUAUUUAUGCUGUCUGUGAUCUCACUUUCACAAUACGUUUUUUUUUAUCCCUUCAGCAGAAGUGUGAUAUAGAUUUUUAUUUAUUUUAUGUGCCACUCAAGUUCUCUUAGCAAAAUGUACAUUUUACUGGUAUUUCACCAUAGUUUGCCACAGUAUGACAUGAGCAUACUACUGGAACUGUGAUGGACAGUGGAGAGAUACAUUAUGCUGCUGCAGUGAUUUGAGGUCGGAUAAGAUUUUUCUCUUCAUGAAAACUUUAAAGUGAGGGUCCAAUUUAUAAAACCGUUUACAGUUAAUACAUAAGCUUGUCAAAUUAUUAUGACCAAUCUUUGAAUGAAUAACACAGUAGUAAUUUUUGUCCUACUUUGUUGAAACCAGCCUGUAAUUUUUGUGUGUGUCAUCUUCACAUCUCAUUUCUCAUCUGUUGGCAAACAUCUAAUUCUAUCACAGCCACUGCAGUGCUUUCUGAUCAUCAGUCUGGUUUGAUGCAUUGAAUAGAGGCUGUUGCUGUAAUUUCUUGGGUUAGAUGGUGAAAGUGUGGUUGGGAAAUUUUUACUUAUCUUGACUGAUUUUUAAUUCACAUUAAACUUUCAAAUAUCACCCCCUACAAACACUCUGUGCUGGUU
This is a messenger RNA of Toxotes jaculatrix (banded archerfish), 2273 nucleotides long. RefSeq names its product deoxyhypusine hydroxylase/monooxygenase (gene dohh). NCBI's taxonomy places the organism in Eukaryota, Metazoa, Chordata, Actinopteri, Toxotidae. The transcript is spliced from 6 exons. Bases 58 to 975 code for a protein of 305 amino acids. The record is from RefSeq and is a predicted model, not a curated record. Gene Ontology annotation, biological process: peptidyl-hypusine biosynthetic process. Gene Ontology annotation, molecular function: deoxyhypusine monooxygenase activity.